AUGAUUGUCUCUGAUGAAGAAAAGAGAUGGAUUGUCGUGGGAAUUGCCUUGAACAAGGUUGCUGCUCCUGUUUUGCGGGAUGCUGUCACAAAGGGGAUGGACAACAACUAUGCGGAUCUGGAUAGACAUUGCAAACAUUCAACCCCACCAAGUACCCUAGGAACCUUAAACUAUGGUAACGUCCGAGCAGAUCCGGCCAUCUUUAGGAACUUGAAAUUUCAAAAUAUCAACAACAACAAUGUUGUGCAUGGUUUAUGCAACUACAACUUCAACAUUAAUAGCGCCGUAGACUUGGCCAAGUUGUAUGUGCCAGGUUAUCUGGCUCAGUUCUCAGCCUUUGACGAGUCGCUAGACAUGACAGCCAUCCUCCGCCUGUUGGGAUUUAAGAUGUACAUGCCUUCAGCUGUGUUCUCCCUACAUACCCAGGCGUCCGCUGAUGAUGUCAGGGAAAAUGUCAGAAAUAAAUGGGGCCAUGUUGAUUUAACCGAGUGGACAGAUGCCCUGUUCAAUGAUUGCUUUGCCAAGCUAGAGACAUUACUAAAGAGUUUAGGACUGACAACUGCAGUGGAGAAGAAAGCAUUGGAACAACUUGCUGACUGGAAGUCAAAAGGUAACGAGUUCUUGCCGCAAUGACGUAUAAAAAUGUAAAAUGUCAAAACCUGAAAAACAAAAAUAGGUGAAAAAAUUGCAAAUCGUUUUUCUUGCAGUUACGUUUGCUAUUGUUAGUUUUGGUUUAUUAAGAAGAGAUAAGUAGUGAUAUGGGGUCCUCAACAGGUCCAAGCGAAGUCCGAGUUAAGCGGGGGUCUUGCAAAUAGGUUCAAACAUGCUUAAGCUAAGGAAGGUUGAAUGCAGGACUCACUGGUGAAUCAUUUAAUUUAUGGUUGGACUGUUUAGCAAUAGAUACUUAUAGGGAUAGAGAGAGAAGAGAACAGAUUGUUUAAUUUGAAGUAACAGUUCAUUCAGUGAAAAAUAUGAGAAUACACUGUGGGUCCAAACGGGGCCCUCUAAGCGUUCGAAGUUGGCUUAGGGUAAGUUCCAGAAAAAAAGGUCCACCCAGGUUCUUUGCUUACAAGCUUCAAAGGUUAUUUAACUUUUUGACUGUACUUAACGAACAACAAACAAAAUCUGUUCUCUUGUUUCGUACGUACAGGCUGUCAGUUAAUCGUGGAAAAUUCCGUCCUAAAAGAUAUUCUGCAUUUGGUACAAGAUGAAGUGAGGGAUCUCAUCAAGGACUACAAAACUAUGGAGUCACAACUGAAUUUACAAACCAAGCAGGUCUCUAAGGUUUCAAAUGAUGUUUCCAUUCUGCAAGAAUAUUCAGAAAAUAGAGGUAAAGAGAUUAAAAACGUUUUGAAAGAACUUCAGUCUCUCAAAGCACAGUUAUUUAUACGACUUCAAGAGGUAGAAGAAGGUCUCGCUGAUACAAAUGACAGAGUAGAACAACUGGAGCAAAAUCAAGACCUGUUACAUGAAAGAUGUGACAAAGCUGAUGAUAAGGUGGACCAAAUAGAAGAUGAACUAACAAAACUGAAAGAAGGGACUAGUAAACCUGGUAAUUCAAGUUAG
Molecule: messenger RNA, 1566 nt
Organism: Porites lobata
Lineage: Eukaryota; Metazoa; Cnidaria; Anthozoa; Scleractinia; Poritidae
Source: the annotation of a GenBank genome assembly